AUGAAAGAAAUGAAUGAUAAUUCUUAGAUAGUUGAUGGUAAGCGAAAACGUGUAAUGUCUGCAAAUGGAGUGAUGUAUGUUGUAACAAAGGAACUAAUACGGGAAUAGAAAACUUCAGUUCCUUAAGUUUAAAAGACAUCAGUUAAGAAACAAGAAAAAAGCAGGAAGGUCAUAGAAAAGCAAUAAUGCAAGAAUGAUAAAAGAGUAAGAAUAACUAAAUCAGCCUUGAAAGAAUUGAUAAAUAAUCAUUUUAUAGUAGUAGAUGAUAAUGAAGAGGCAAUGAUCCAAAGCAGCAAGUAUUUAUUAUACGAUUUUAAUAGAUAAUUUUAGAACUCACUGGUUGGAAAUAAAAAAAGACAUAGUUCAUCAUCAGAUUCUCAAUUUGAAUCUUCAUCAUCAUCUAGGUACAUAUCCAUUCAUAUUAUUUUAAGUUUUUGA
Molecule: messenger RNA, 438 nt
Organism: Paramecium primaurelia
Lineage: Eukaryota; Ciliophora; Oligohymenophorea; Peniculida; Parameciidae
Source: the annotation of a GenBank genome assembly